Messenger RNA from Varanus komodoensis (Komodo dragon), 648 nucleotides. It is a transcript of the gene MRPL34, whose product is annotated as mitochondrial ribosomal protein L34. Bases 31 to 375 code for a protein of 114 amino acids. Gene Ontology annotation, biological process: translation. Gene Ontology annotation, molecular function: structural constituent of ribosome. The record is from RefSeq and is a predicted model, not a curated record. The transcript has 2 exons. Gene Ontology annotation, cellular component: ribosome; mitochondrial large ribosomal subunit. NCBI's taxonomy places the organism in Eukaryota, Metazoa, Chordata, Lepidosauria, Squamata, Varanidae.
GAUUUCCGUUUUGGAGAGUGAGAGAAGAACAUGGGUAGCUUGGCUGUAGGCGGCGGACCUCUUCUCCUGAUGAGGAGAGCUGCAGCUUGCAUCAUCUACCAGCGUGGAAUUUGUUCUGUUCGCUCCACGUCGUGGAGACCAGUUCUGCCUGCUGGCCCAUCGCUGGAUCCUGCGAGCACACGCCUGGAUUUUCAUGGGUUGGCAGUGCCGUGGAGCCACCAGCCAGUUCGCACCAAAGCCCGUGGGAACGAGUAUCAGCCAUCGAAUAUCAAGCGGAAACACAAGCACGGCUGGAUUAAACGCAUCCGUGAGCGCAGUGGGAUUGAAGUCAUUCUCCGAAGGAUGCUGAAAGGGAGGAAGUCUCUGACCCAUUAAAGGUCUCUGUGCCAGGACACACCUGGAGGAAAGCUGAAACGAAGUAUAGCUGCUCUGGAGGUGGUGAGGCAUUCCAGUUGCCCAAGCCACAGAUCUUCCAGUUCAAGCAAUGUGUGCUGCUUCCUGUCUGUCCUUUGGGCCCAGAAUGCAGUUUUCCAACAUUUCUCAUUGGCUAUCUCUUCUCUUGGAUCAAAAUGAAUAUUUAGAAUUGUAUGCCUUAAAAACAACAGAUGUUUGAGAUGUAAUUAUUAAAAGCUGCAUGUUCUUUCCUUA